Molecule: messenger RNA, 3570 nt
Organism: Peronospora farinosa
Lineage: Eukaryota; Oomycota; Peronosporomycetes; Peronosporales; Peronosporaceae
Source: the annotation of a GenBank genome assembly
AUGGAAGGAAUCCGUGUGUUUAUCCCAGAUGAGGAAUUUGUAUGGGUGCCUGCCACUGUCCUAUCAGUCGAUGCGAGUGGAAAAAUCUUCCGCGUGCGUGUGGAUUCGCUCCCUCACACUCCCGACUCAAGUUACGAGCAAGAUACACCCGCAGAGGAGCGUAUCAUUGACCUAAACAAAGAUGGUAUGCCUGACUCACUGCCACUACAAAACAGUGAGCAGUAUGAUAACGCAGCUAAGACGCCGCAUAGUGUGGGUGCUGAGGAUAUGUGUGAGCUGGGCCAUCUCCACGAGCCCGCAAUCGUCUACAACGUACGCAAGCGAUUUUACGCCAAGGAGCCAUAUACUUAUACGGGCAAGAUCGUCGUAGCUGUGAAUCCGUAUUGUUGGAUCAAAGAGCACUAUUCAGAGGAGCUACGGGACCAAUAUACACAGCAGCCAUGGGACGCAAUGCCGCCUCAUGUGUACGCGACAAGUGCUGAGGCUUAUAAUCACAUGAAGCAGCACUGUAUUCCACAGAGUAUUCUCGUUAGUGGAGAGUCUGGUGCAGGUAAGACAGAGACGGUCAAGAUUAUGAUGGAACAUCUCGCAAGUAUCUCGAUGGGUAUUGCCAAAAAAUUGCAUCCUACUGAAAGGGGAGAAAUCAUUGUAGUAGAAAAAGUGUUGAAGAGUAAUUCGCUACUAGAGGCCUUUGGUAACGCCAAGACGAUCCGGAAUGACAACUCCAGUCGAUUUGGAAAGUUCACGCAGCUUCAGUUUAACAGUGACUACUGUCUCGUGGGUGCCGAAUGUCGCCAUUAUUUGCUGGAAAAGUCGCGUGUUGUGGCUCAGGCUGCAGGCGAACGCAACUAUCAUAUCUUCUAUCAGCUGGUUAGCGCCAAGGAGGAGACGUUCGGCUUCAGCGAUGACACGUCAGCAAUGGAUUUCCGCUUCUUACAGGAUGAGAAGCUCACGCUGGACGGAAAGACUGAUCUGGAGCGAUACCAGGUGACCCGCGACGCGCUGACAACUAUUGGACUGAGCGUGAAGGAGCAAAACGAGCUUUUUAGUGCCCUCUGUGGUAUCUUGCAUCUCGGUCAGCUUGACUUUGUACCGUUGGAGUCCAACAAGGACGAUGCAAGCCAAGCUGUGGCUUCCCUAAAAGCAUCAUCACUUUCGGGGACUGUCGCAAAUGAGCAGAUUGAACAGCAAAAGAAGGAGAUCGAGCAGUGCGCAAAGCUUCUUGGUGUGGAGGUGGCAGCACUAAGCAAGCAACUUUGUAGUCGCACUGUCAAGGCAAGGCAAGAAGUGUAUUGCGUGCCCUUGUCAGCUCAUCAGGCCGGCAACAAUCGCGAUGCUUUAGCAAAAGAGAUUUAUGCGCGAGUAUUUGGCUAUUUGGUUCGCAGAGUGAAUCAUAGUAUUUCAAACUCGGCGGCCAGAGACGCUCUAACACCUUCGUAUCUACACAUUGAUUUGCUGGAUAUCUUUGGUUUUGAGUCAUUCAAGCACAACAGUUUUGAGCAGUUUUGCAUUAAUUUUGCGAACGAAAAGCUCCAGCAAAAGUUUACGAUGGAUGUCUUCAAGACGGUGCAGGAAGAGUACCAACAAGAAGGUGUGGCUUGGGAGUUUAUCGAAUACCGUGACAAUCAAGACAUGCUGGACCUUUUGGAGAAUUCAAUGGGCGUGAUGGCGCUGCUCAAUGAGGAAUGUGUGCGUCCAAUGGGUAGCGACCUGUCAUUUGUAUCCAAGCUGGUGUCACUGCGUGAGUCACACCCGCGUCUUGAGAGAGCCCGUCUGAGUCAAAUGCACUUCCUGCUUCACCACUAUGCGGGUCCUGUGACAUAUGACGCUCAAGGUUUUGUCGAGAAGAAUAAGGAUUCGCUCCAGACUGAUUUGUUAGAGUUGCUGGGCUCGAGCUCAAACGGUUUGAUGUCAAUGGUAUUCGGUGACGGUGACAACACUGCGUUCAUGACGGACGCAGAUUUGGCCGUUCGUGCCGUAGCCAUGAUGGAAUCGGGGCCGCGUAGUACGGGUAGUCGAAAAACAUCAACAUUUAUGCAAGAAACUGUGAGCUACAAGUUCAAGGCGCAGUUAUUGCUACUGAUGGGUGACAUCUCCAGCACCGAGGUGCACUACGUGCGCUGCAUCAAACCAAACUCGCAGAAGAGUCCUAGUAUCUAUGACAUCAAUGCGGUCGUGAAUCAGCUUCGUUGCGCCGGUGUCGUUGAAGCUAUUCGCAUUACACGCGCUGCAUUUCCUAACAAGAUGGCACAUGAAAAGUUUCUGCGUCGAUUUGUGAUGAUGAGAAGCACUAAAACACGUGCAUCUGCGUCUACAACUGUUACUGAAGCGUGUGAACAACUUGCCAAAGAGUUGUUGAGUGGCGAAGAUUUUGUUCGAAUGCAAGAAGGCCCUGAGCAUACUAGGGGGCCAACUUUUAUUGUGGGAAAGAGCCUGGUCUACUUCGGCAAAGACGUGCUGGAGUUUCUGGAGCACAGGCGAACGACGUUCGCGCACGAUCGAGCGAUUGUGAUUCAACAAAAUGCACGUCGAUGGAUGGCAAGGCGAAGAAUGAAAAAGGUCCGCAUCAUGAUCACUAAAAUUCAGGCUCUUCACCGCUGCCGGAUGCAACGACUUUCAUUUCUAGAGAAGCGGAGGAAGUGUAUUGUUGUGCAGAGUGUAUGGCGUGGAGUGCGCUCUCGCCAGCAUUUGUAUCUGAUGAUGAAGCACGAAAGCGCGAUCAAGGUCCAAACUAUGUACCGCAAAUAUCUUUCGGAAAAGAAGUUUGCCGAGUUCCGUUCUGCUGUCAUUAAGAUCCAGUGCACGCUCAAGAUGAGGAAGCAGGUGAAUAAGUACCAUAAACUUCUGUCGGAACGGAAGGAACAGGAUGCUAUGGAAACCGAGGUAGAUCUUCUAAAACACCGCCUCGAGGACGAAAAACGUGCCCGCCUAGAAAUUGAAGCAGAAAACUCGUCGUUGCAGCAGAAGUUGAACCAGGUUCGGAACUCCUCUUUGCUUGAUACUAAUAACAAUAUUUACGAGAGCGAAGCUCCAGCCAUGUCCCGGUCGAGCCGAAUAGAGCGGGAGUCGAUCGAUGAUGGCAAGCUGCUCGACGAUUCGGAGCGCAUGAUUGACUACCUGCGAAAAGAGGUUACCAAGGGCCGUGAGCUAAUUCAAAUUUUGUCCCAGGAGAAUGAAAACCUGAAGUCUGAAAACAAGAAAAUUAAGGAUGCAUACACCGCCGCUGGUGCAUCCUUCGCUGCACUCAAUCAGCACAACAAGCAGCAAUCAAAAGCCAACCUGCGGCUCAUGAGCACCCACGCUGCUCUAAUCAAGUCCCAGGAGGAGAAAAUGAGAAAGUACAAGAAGCAGGUGGCAGAGUUGAAGGAGGACUUGCGGAUGCAGCGUUCUGUGUACUCUGCAGAGCUCAAGGCCCGUGUGCAGCAGCAGGAUGUGCUGAUCGAGAUUAUCAAUCUUGCACAAUCUGAUGGUGUCUCGAAGGAUCUGUUGGAGCGCAUGAGAGCGAUAGCCGUGGACUCGAGGCCCUCGUUUGACAAUGGCCCGCGAAGUAGUGAUCACCGCUCUCCGUAA